AUGCCUCAAACUCCUUCAACAAGGUGGUGCCCAACAUCAGAGCAACGGAUGGAACUUGAGAACAUGUAUAGAAGUGGGUUGCACAGCCCAGAUGUUUCUCAAAUACAACUGAUAACAACAUACUUGUCUUGUUAUGGCAAGAUAGAAGGAAAGAAUGUGUUCUAUUGGUUCCAAAACCACAGGGCCAGAGAGGGGCAGAAGCUCAGAAAAAGAGUUGCUAGGCAGCUAGUCCUUCAUAACCCUAACCUUAAUAACCAGUUAAUCCACACCUUUGAAGAACCUCGUCUUCAUCCUCAACAGCUGGGAGGAGCUCAAGAUGCAGACCAGGCAAUGAAUUUGCUGAGCAAGUUGGAGGCUGAAGAAGGGCAGGAUGGAAUAAUCGGCACGGCCAAUGGAAUUGGUAUCAGUUAUGGUUAUGAUGUUCAUCCAAGUUGCAGGCCUCUCAUAGCUCUGGAACUUUUCCCUUGCAAGAGUAGUGGUCUGACAGAUGAGUGCAUGUCAAACUCUAAAAAGGCAAAACUGGUUGAGCCAAUGAAGAAAAUCAAGCGAAGCCUGGAGUUCCUCACUUCUAGGGAUGCGGAGCUGGGUGUCCCUCCUGAGCAUGUUCCUUCCCCGGGAGGUUCCUAA
Dioscorea cayenensis subsp. rotundata (Guinea yam) is the source of this 627-nucleotide messenger RNA. RefSeq names its product WUSCHEL-related homeobox 3-like. The record is from RefSeq and is a predicted model, not a curated record. The coding region runs from base 1 to 627 and encodes 208 amino acids. NCBI's taxonomy places the organism in Eukaryota, Viridiplantae, Streptophyta, Magnoliopsida, Dioscoreales, Dioscoreaceae. Gene Ontology annotation, molecular function: DNA binding; DNA-binding transcription factor activity. The transcript has 3 exons. Gene Ontology annotation, biological process: plant organ development.